UUGCGAGAGGGGUAAGGACACCACCUCGCCCUCAUGGCCCGCCGGCAGGCCCGGAACAGAAAUGCGGUCAACGAAUGAACAGCCAAUGUGCUCGGGGAGUCAGCCUCAUGUCCCGCCUAGUAUUGAUACAAGGCAGUCUCGACGUCGGCUGUGACGCCCGAUGGUGCUCUGAACAGGCUCUCUGCGCUGUAGCUGAAAAUACACUGCAUCGAGCUUACCGAAUGCAGACACACCACCUGCCUACGAGCACACCAUCUAGGCGCGCUCAGCCUAAUUUCGGUUACAGUUACGUAUUUAUUCAUGAACACGAGAGCCCUGCUGGAAAAGCUCAUGCAGGUUAAAUUUUAAUAUCCCGGGGCGUUGUUUCUCGCCAGCGAGCCCUGUUGCUCUCUUUUUGUAUCUGGCCAAAUCCAACCGAGGUCACAGUUGGGGUCGCCCGUUGCGACCGAUCUUCACCCCAGCACGAACGAAGAUGGAGGGACAACAACAGCGACAACCGCCAGCGGAGAUGGGGAUAGACGUAGCCGAUGCGGAUGAGCACCAGCUUCAGACCCUCACCCGGGAGGAGCUGCAGGAAAGAAUCCAGCAGUACAACGAGCAGAGAGAGCGAUUCGACGUUGCGCCGACAAGGAACCAGCUCCUGGGCCCCUUUACCGUCUUCUGCUUGAUCAUGAACCGCACCAUCGCGAGCGGCAUCUUCACCCAGCCUGUCAACGUCCUAAGGGGCGCGGGGAGUUCUGGAGUCGCCCUGCUGCUGUGGGUUGUCGCCGGGCUCAUUAUCCUCUGUAUCGUGACAGGGUGGAUAGAGCUGGCCUUGACGAUCCCGCUCCACUACAUCUUCCGGAAUGGCAACUGGAUGAGGAUUUCGGCCCCCAGGAGCGGCGGGGAUAAGAACUACCUCGAGUACAUCUUCAAGCGGCCGCGGUACCUGAUGAAGUGCGUCUUCGGCAUCGCCUUCAUCAUAUUCGGCAACUUGGCCGGCAACGCCCUGCAAUUCGGCAUUUUCAUGUCCGUAGCUAUCGAUCCGCUGUGCCAGGAAAAGGAUGGCUGCCUCAAGCAAGGCCGCGUCGUGGGCUGGGGCGUGUCUGUUCUGACGUUCUGCGCACUCAUCAAUAUUACCACUCGAAAGUACGCGAUCGGGCUCAACAACUUCUUCGCCGUCGUAAAAGUGGCCUUCGUUGUUGUCCUCGCGUUUAUGGGCAUCAUCUACGGCUCCACUCAUGGCGAUACCUGCAGGCAGAUCAGCUGGCAGAACCACGGCGACUCGGGAAAGCUGGGCGACGUCACAAUGGCCCUGUUCUUCGCAAUGUACCCAUACACAGGGUACGAGCAACCGUUCUACGUGCUCGCCGAAGUGUCCCAGCCCCAGAAGUCGUUUGCAAAGUCGACGUUGAUCGCCAUGAUCACGGCCCUGGUGCUGUUCCCACUCGUCAACGUCAGCUAUCUCUGCAUGACGCCGUACGUGGGGAACGACGCGCUGCCCGAGAACAUUGUCAUUUCUUUCUUCGAGCGCAUUUCCGGCGGCACUGGCACAGAGAGCACCGGCUCCAUCCGGGGCGUGGCCUUGCUGCUGGCUUUUUUCAUUUUCGGUAAUCUCAUGGCGCAGACGUAUACGGCCGCGCGCGUCAAGCAGGAGAUCGCCAAGGAGGGCAUUCUCCCGUGGUCGCUUGCCUUUGCCACCGGCAAUGACACGCUGCUCUCUCGGUUGGGCCCGUGGUCUGGGCCUGCCGGCGACAAACUCCAGCCACAGCAGUACCAGCACGCCGUCUCCAACCUAGACGCGCACCGCGAGCAGUCGCCCAUCGCUGCAACUGCCCUGCACUGGAUCUUCGAGAUUCUCUUGGUCCUGGCAGUUGGGCUGUCGGUCGAGCCGUCCAAGGCGUACCGGCUCCUCACGUACCUCUACACGUUCGUGAUCGUCGGCGUGCUCGGCCUCUUCACCGUCGGCGGCCUACUGUACCUCAAGAUCGACUCGAUCGUUGCAGGACGCCGGUCGAGGAACUGGAGAGCAAAGACGGAAUGGCGGCCCUGGCUCGACCCGCUGCCGGCCUUCAUCGCCACGGUAGCUCUUGCGUUCAUGCUCACAACCGCGUUUGUGCCGCCCAGCGAUCGCGAUCAGGACGCAGUUCCGAACUGGAUCGGCCCGACGGUGGGAUGGGCCAGCAUCGGCCUCGGCGUGCUCUGGUAUUUGGGUCUGCUGUUUGUCCAGUGGGCGGGCAGGUGGAAGCUGGAUACAAAGCGCCUGCCGGUGGUGGAGAUUGACGAAGAUGGCCAGGCAAUCCAGCGUGCUGAGCUGGUGGAGCACAAUCAUAUCCCGACUGAGGGCGGUCUGCGGAGGAGACGGUGAUCAAUGGACUAAAUGAAGCGGGAAUAGAUGAAAUAACCCAUAAUCAAACAACAUCAGAUGCUGCAGCGUGCUCGCUUAUGCUGCACUACGGCUGCUUGCCGUGUGACUCAGGCCGCGUCAAUGCAGAAUU
Molecule: messenger RNA, 2477 nt
Organism: Lasiosphaeria miniovina
Lineage: Eukaryota; Fungi; Ascomycota; Sordariomycetes; Sordariales; Lasiosphaeriaceae
Product: amino acid permease-domain-containing protein
Exons: 3
Coding region: 473-2347 (624 amino acids)
Biological process (GO): amino acid transmembrane transport
Cellular component (GO): membrane
Molecular function (GO): L-amino acid transmembrane transporter activity
Source: RefSeq, a predicted model, not a curated record